CAAACUAAAGAAUAGAGAGAGAGAGAGAAAAAAAAAAAAGAAAAAAAGAUGAGAAGAUAAGGGAUGGAGAAUCGCAGGUGAGAGAGGUGUAGGAUGGAAACUCUAAGAUGCUUUGGAGUCUUUAACUCACCUUCUUCGACGCCAUUUCUCCAUCGCUCCCAGCAUAAUCUCAGCUCGAUCAACAAUCUCCCAUCAACAGCCAAAAGGGCAAACUGCAGCUGCUUGCCGGCUUUCCUCGCGGCCGCCGUUCUCUUCUCUUCCCCCGUUCCACCAGAAGAAACCCUAGCCAAUAUCCCCCAAACGCUUUCCGGGGAGGACGCGAGGCAAACGCGAAUUCAGCGGCCGCGCUCCAAAAAGGCCGAGUCUUGUACUGCUAAGUGCGUUGGCACUUGCGUCAGAGGCGGUGCCGGUGAAGGCAUCCUUAAUAUCAGGAGGCCUCUGGUUGUUUUCAAGAAAGGAUUUAGAAGCCGCCAUUACUGACAUUUGCAAUCUGAUCAAAGAUGGAGACGACGGUCCUUAAAAAUCUCAACUUUGCUGCGUGGUCAGCUCCUGGUGUUAUCAGUUUAUCAUUAUACUUUUGUUUUUAUAGUAAAAUUGUUGUAACUCUGAGUAUUAUAGAUUUAAAAAAAUGUUGAGAUGCAUCUUUCUUAUGAAAAUCUUAUUCUCAUUAUAGAAAUUUUAAAAAAUUGUAUCCAAAUAAAAUUAUAAUAUCAAUAUGUGAGUCAUAUCAAAUAGUAAGAAAGACAAGUUGUAAUUUGAUCCUUUUUUUAUUUCUAGUUCACAAGUUAUAACAUUGCAAAAUUUAUGCGAUC
Molecule: messenger RNA, 812 nt
Organism: Dendrobium catenatum
Lineage: Eukaryota; Viridiplantae; Streptophyta; Magnoliopsida; Asparagales; Orchidaceae
Exons: 4
Coding region: 94-480 (128 amino acids)
Source: RefSeq, a predicted model, not a curated record